GGUAAUUUUAAUCACGUGAUUUAUUGACUAGAUCUGUCAUUUACAAUGCAAAGAAAACUAGUAAUAUUUCUAUCGUUUAUAUGAUGGGGUGGGUUGUUGAUUGUUACGGAGAUUUAAAUUAGGAGAACUUUAUGUAUAAUAUUUGGGAAAAAGAAUAUACAAUCUAAUAAAUAUCAAACAAUGUAUUCCACGGAAGAAAUAUUUGAUGAUCUUAUGGAUGAAUGCAAAUAUGCUGGACCUGGUGCACACCUAUCAUAUACUUUACGAAACCGUAUAGAAAAAUGUAAAAUUGAAACUAGGAAAGAAAUUGUGUCUUAUAAAAUAGAUGGAUGUGCACCAUUAUUUAUUGCCUGCAAAAGAGGUCAUGUAGACAUUGUAGAAUAUCUGAUAACGGUAUGUGAUGCAGAUAUUGAACAGAGAGGAAAGUAUGCAGCAUCUGAUGAUAGAUCAAUACAUUAUGUUACACCAUUGUGGUGUGCUGCAGUAUCUGAAAAACUUCCUGUAGUAAAGUGUUUGAUAGCUCAUGGUGCAGAUAUUAAUGCUGUCUCAGAUUCUGGUUCUACUCCAGUAAGGUCAACAUGCUUCAUGACACGUAUGGAUAUUGUAUCCUAUUUGGUUGAAAAUGGUGCUGACAUAUCAAAACCAAAUUAUAAUGGUGGAACAUGUCUAAUAAAUUCAAUACAGAGUGUAGAAUUGUGCAUUUUCCUUCUGCAGCAUGGUGCUGAUGUAAAUGCUAGAGAUAUUCAUAAUAAAACUGCCUUAUAUUAUGCUAUUCAAGAGAAUAGAUUUAGAACUACCAAACUUUUUCUUGAACAUAACGCAGAUCCUCAUAUUAGAUCUCGUUUUAAUGAUGAUGCACUUCAAAUUGCUUGUUUAAGAGGGACCAUUCCGAUAUUUGAAUAUUUGGUGGAAAACGUGUCUUAUUCUUCAGAAAGAUUAGCAGAUGCUAAUGAGUUGAUGGGUUCCACAUUUUUUUACGAUCAUAACGAUACGCAAAUGGCUUUAAAGUAUUGGAGAGCAGCUAUGGAAAUUAGAAACUCUCACAUGAUAGAUGGUAAACCAUUACAAAAAAGACCUGUGUUACCCAAACGAGAUACUUACAGAUAUGCAACAGAAUUUACUACUCUAGAGGAAUUAAAUGCAAUUGCACUUGAUAUAGAUGCAAUGCGAAUACAAAGUUUAUUAAUAUGUGAAAGAAUAUUAGGACCACAUCAUAAAGAUACAUUAUUAAGGUUAAUGUUUAGGGGAGCUUCAUAUGCAGAUGCAUUAAGAUAUCAACGUUGCAUAGAUUUAUGGCGUAGGGCAUUAGAAAUUCGUGUUGAAAAAGAUUCUAUUUUGUAUGCUGACACAUAUCUAACAGCACAAGCUUUAUUGAAGCUUAUGGUUGAUUUAAACGAAAAAACUUUGGAGGUCAUGAAUCGCAAUGGAAAUAAAAAGGAGCCUAGAUUCUGUGAUGUAGUAGCUAUCUUUAAAUUACUCUCAAGCCAAUUAAUAGAUGCUAAAAAAUUAUUAGAGAUACGACCAGUGCAUAAAAGGCAACAAGAAAGUUAUGAACGAAUCCUAAAAUGUGUGACUCAUUUAAUAUAUUUAUUGAUAGAAACUGGAGAAACUAAUGAGGAGAAAAUAUUAACAAAACAACUAGUACAUGAAUUAGUUAAACAAAAUCCAAGAUCUGCACAUGCAGAAGAUACUCUUUUGCAUCUGUGUGUAUCUAGUUUGAAUACUAUCAACACAAGUUAUUUUACUACCGCUAAUGAAACUCAGGUAAUUUUUCCACGUUUGGAAGUUGUUAAGUUACUUUUGGAAUGUGGAGCGCAAGUCAAUGCAAGAAAUGCAUCACGAUCAACUCCUUUGCAUAUAGCAAGCCGAGUUAAGAAGUUUGACGUUCCACUCAUAAAAUUAUUGUUGGAUUAUGGGGCUCAUUUAGAUACUCCGAAUAAAGCUGGAAAUACUCCAGCAGAUUUAAUAUCUUCUUAUCCUGGCAAUAAUGUAAAUCUCGUUAAAUAUAUUAGUUUACAAUGUCACGCGGCACACGCCAUGUGUAAAUAUGGUAUUGACUGUAUAGAAUUGCCAUCUGCAUUGCAAGAGUUUUUGGAAUUUCACAGAGAAUAAACGUAUAUUUUUAUAUAUAGUAUGAAAGUGUGUAAAAAAAAAAACGUGCACGUGUGUUUAUACAAAAGUAAUAUUGUAGGAUGUGAAUAAUUUGAAUGUUUUCUCUAAGAAAACAUCGCAGGUGUAUGUACGUGUAUGUGCGACCGAUACAUACAUUUUUAAACUACAUCAAGUUGAGAUAAGUAUUAGGUUAUUCUUUUCUUUGCAUUACUGAUGAUGUGGUGCAAAAUAUAUGCUAAUUUUUAGAGAAAGCUUUAUCCCAGGCCAGAGUUGUUGAGCCUUCUCCUCUCUGAAAUGAUAAGGAAUUUACUGUCGUCUCUUGUUGCUGAAUGUUUUAGAACAUUUUCAACAGCAACUUAUAGAAACAUUUCGGUCACAUUGAAGCAACGUAAUUUGAGAAACAUUUGUUUUGUUUCGGUUUGUUUUGUUUUCAAGACUAGAUUUACAUUCACAUUGAAGAGCAUUUGUUUCUGUUUCCGCGUGUGGCCGUGUUUCAUAUUUUCUUUUAAUCUUUAUUGUUCUGAACGGAAAUAGCCAAGAAGCGGUAAUAUUUGUUAAUGGCAACAAAAAUAUGGAGAAAUAUUCGAUAACAAACAACUUUUUCAAUAUAUAUAGAACAUCAACAAAAAGUUCCUCAUUUUUGAUUCAGUGGGGAUAAGGCUUUAAAAUCCUCGGUGCAAUCAGACUCGUCAAUGUCGUUAGAGUAAUCAAUGUUAAGAGUAAUCCUUCCCUAAAAAAGUGUUGUAUUAUGCGUACCGAAUUAAAUUAAAUAUAUUAUUAUUAUGAUUAUAAUCACACACGAUAUCGAUUCACGACUAAUAGCUUAUCAUUCUGCUUUCUCCAUUCUUAUCAUAUUAUUACAAAAAAGUAAUUUCUUUUUGAUUUAGCAAGUAUAUUUUUUUUCAGUUGUAGAUAGAGGCUAAUAAAAUAUUCAUUUUAAAAAGACUGCUUAUAUAGUUUUUAUAAAAUUGCUCAUUGAAUGCAUGAUAAUUGCUUACAAGUAAAAUUUAAAAUAAAUAUAAAGACAAGUAAAAUUUAAAAAUCCGCUUAUGAGUUUCGAAAUACUUUUAUACAUUUUAUUUAUGUAUACAUUUCAAAACUUUUUUUUAAACAUUGACACCUUUUAGUGCAAAAGCAGAUCACAUGGUACACAGUAUUAAAAUGUUUACUUUCAGUACCAAAGAUGUUUUAUGUUUGUAUGUAUGACAUUUAUUUUCAAAUUUUAUAUUUCUCUAUAUUGUCUUAAAUUUCUUUGCUCGUUGUAAAUUGAGAUUAUUGAACAAAUAUGGUUAUAAAAGGUGAUAUGACGUAAAUAUACGUACAUAAUAAUAAGAAAUUAUAUCUGGAUGCAUACCACAGUACAAGUAUGUUAAGUUUGCAAAAAUUAAUAAAAAUCCAGAUUAUAAAUAAAUGAAUAUUAAGAAUGAGAUUUUGUAAAUAUAUAAAAUAAGAAUAUAUAACGAAUAUAGUACUUAAUACUAUCGUUUAUAUCUUACAUCUUAUAUAAAAAUUAUUUUGUAAUAUAAUAAAUAUAUGUAUCUCUAAAUACACAAUGUUUAUGAAACUUAAUAUACACACAUUGAUAUUCAUAUGAGUAUUACGUUUAAUAUUAUUAAAAGAAAUAAAGCAAAGACGCAGAAAAAAUAUAUAAAAUCAAUCGUCUUAUCCAUUAUAAUUUUUGAUCAAAUUUCGAUCAAAAUAUACAACAUACGAAAGAUAUAUAGUAUGUAUUGCUUUUGGCAACUGUGAGAAAGUUUCCUUUGGCACUAUAAUAAUAAGCAAGGAACAAUACAUAAAUAAAAUAAAAAGGACGAAAUAUAAAAUGUCGAUGAUGUGAUUUUCAUAUGAUAAACAUGAGUCAUUCGACCAUAAAUAGAAGACAUUGUCUUAAUAGUAAUCGUAAAUAAUUUUCUUAUUGCCAAGUUUAAUAAAUAAGUUAUCGAAGAUUACUUGUGAAAAUCAUUUGUGAAAAUUACUUCAUUUUUAAAUAAUAAAAAAGGACGAUCAAUUUUUUUAGAAUGUAUCUAAAUUUAUAAAAGACGAAAAAACACAGCCACUAUUCCAACAGUCAGGGAUAAGUUAUGUAAAAUUGCUUUGCUUCGGGAAUAAGCAUCAACAACGUAUAUUUUCCAACCCAUAUUUGCAUGAGUAAAGGAAUUAUAAUAAACAACAUCUGGCCACGAUGUGUUAGGUGUCACUUCUAGAAUACCUCCUUCGCCUACAAAUACACGAGUAUACGGUAAAGUCGUAUAAUUUCUUUAUGAAAGAUAUAUCGAUCAGAACUUACCAGGUUCACAAACAUAUAUAAGGCUUCUGUUAAACUUCUUGAAAGAUAAAAAGUCAUCGUCUAGUCUUCUAUCUCUGCUGUCAUGCUUGCUCAAACAAAGAGGACCCACUGUAAAUAAGCAUGCUUUUAUAUCGAUCAACUCAUAAAGUUAAUUCUUUUAAAUAAUAAUUCUAUCAUUUAAGAUACCUGCCGUUGGUCUUGGUCGACCUCUUCUAGUAAACUCAACGCCAGCUAACACUCUUAUUUUACUUUGUGCAAUAUCGCUGAGUCUAUCGUAGCCUCCGUGAGGUUCGUCCGUAAUAAUUAAAGGAUGAUACAAAUUAGAACUAUGAGGAUUAUUGCCUCCGUAGACAACGAAGUUGUAUGUUAAUCCUCGACGUAAAUACAAUUCCGGUAUUAAUUGACCUUCAAUGUACCACGCGUAACCCAUCGACGUUUGUCCUAUUACGAUAAAUUAUGAUCAUACUAAAAACAUAAUUAAAUUACAAAGAGUGAUUAAA
Molecule: messenger RNA, 4899 nt
Organism: Vespula pensylvanica (western yellowjacket)
Lineage: Eukaryota; Metazoa; Arthropoda; Insecta; Hymenoptera; Vespidae
Product: protein fem-1 homolog C
Exons: 9
Coding region: 181-2112 (643 amino acids)
Molecular function (GO): protein binding
Source: RefSeq, a predicted model, not a curated record